AUGCCGAUGCUCAUAGAGGAGCUGGAUGAGGAGCCGACAGACAGGAGUUACACUUUCCAUCAUCUUCCCGAUGCGAAGUUCAGCUCCUUCGGCUCCCCAGAGAUACAGCCCUUUUUUGACAAGUGGGGCUUUGGACCAGACAUGGCGAUGUGCACCUUCCGCGUGGAGCAGAAGGUCACAAGCGAGACUUUCCAGACCAUGUUGGACGCCUUUUUCAAAGACAGGGAGGUGCUCUCUGUUCUGCACUCGCAAACCGGCAUCCGGGUGCUGAGCCCGCCGAAGGUGAGUGUCAGAUGGCAGCCCAUGAGUACGAAGGUUGUCAGCAUGUCUUUCUUCAACAAGCUGGAGGAAGCUGGAUGUAUAGGUAGCUCAGGUCAUAUUCGUGGGCGGCUAGAGGAAGAUUGGGAAGAUGUCCCCAUGGUAAACCUCAUCAGAGAGGCAAUUCUGAUGGAAGAGAGUGAGCUUUACGACACAUUUUCCGAGCAAGACAGAAGAGAGUUCUUGUUUCGAAUUUUCCAGCACCUGAUCUUUGGUGGUGCCUCCAACCAGUACGAGGAUCACGUGGAGGACUAUUUCACGGCAACUAAGGCGGUGUACAAGGAUCUGCUAUCAGUUCGCCGCAGUGACACAGGCGAUGUCGAGGUGCUCUCGACUAUCGGCUCCAUUGUCUCCCUGGGUGAUGCUGGCUUCCUCUAUCCGAAGGAGAGUGUUCUGAACUUCUGCUACAUAAUCCACGAUCCU
This is a messenger RNA of Symbiodinium sp. CCMP2592, 741 nucleotides long. NCBI's taxonomy places the organism in Eukaryota, Dinophyceae, Suessiales, Symbiodiniaceae. The record is from the annotation of a GenBank genome assembly.